Molecule: messenger RNA, 3199 nt
Organism: Opisthocomus hoazin
Lineage: Eukaryota; Metazoa; Chordata; Aves; Opisthocomiformes; Opisthocomidae
Source: RefSeq, a predicted model, not a curated record
GGGAAUAAAAUCAGCAGUGUUGAUAUUACAAAAUGACAAAACAUCCUCCGAAUAGAAGAGGGAUCAACUUUGAGGUGGGAGCCCAGUUGGAAGCCCGUGACAGAUUAAAAAACUGGUAUCCAGCUCACAUUGAAGAAAUUGAUUACGAAGAAGGAAAAGUACUUAUCCAUUUCAAACGCUGGAACCAUAGAUAUGAUGAAUGGUUUUGUUGGGACAGUCCGUAUUUACGUCCUUUAGAGAAGAUACAGUUAAGAAAAGAAGGAUUACAUGAGGAAGAAGGUUGUGCAGGAUUUCAUAUAAAUGAUCAGGUAUUGGCAUGCUGGUCUGACUGUCGCUUCUAUCCAGCCAAAGUUACUUCUGUUAACAAAGAUGGUACAUAUACUGUGAAGUUUUAUGAUGGUGUAGUUCAGACUGUCAAAAACAUUCAUGUCAAAGCUUUUUCCAAAGAUCAGAAUAUUGUGGGUAAUGCUAAGCCUAAGGAAAGAGGUAAUGAAAUUCUGUCAUCUUCUGAAAAGCGGGAGAAAUUUAAAGAACAGAGGAAAGCAACAAGUAAUGCAAAGAAAGACGAGGAUGAAAAGACAUUAAAGACUGAGAAAAGAGUUAAGCAGCCUGAUAAAGAAGGAAAAUUGAUAGUCAUCUCAGAAAAAGGCAAGGUCUCGGAAAAGAAUAUAGCUAAGAAUGGAAAAGAAGAUAAAGAGAAUAUAUCAGAGAAUGAUAUGGAAUAUUCAGUAGAUACACAAGUUGAGAAGAAGCCUGAGAAUGACAAUGUAAAGACUCCGCAGGAAAACGUGAAAGAAACAAAACGAAAACGUGGAAGACCGCCGAUAACACCCCCAGCCGGUACGUAGCUAAAUUCUCAGACGCUGCAGCCCAUAACUUUGGAGUUAAGACGUCGGAAAAUACCUAAAGGAGGUGAAGUUCCAUCAAAGCGUCCCAGGAUCGAAAAAAACUUGUCUCAGGAAAAAUGGAAGAACUCUUCAGAUAACCCUGAAAGAGACCAGAUCAGGAGACGAUCGUCAAGACUCUCAUCCGGUAUUAGCCAUGAGAUUUUAAAUAGCGAUCAUGUCACAGCCUCAGCGGAAGUUCUGCCUUUGAAAGAUGCAGUAUCUAACCAAAAGGAAUCUGAGAAGGUCCAGUUAGAAAUUCCUGUUGAAUCUGACCAAAGUUUCAGUGAAGAAGGAUCCCCUGGAAACGCAUCACAUAGCACAGUGCUCAGUACAGAUGCCAGUCUGCAGGAAGAAAAAGUUGAAGACACGGAGUCUUCCUCUGUUACUGUCAGAACUAAAGAACCUUCUGCUGCUACAGUAACAAAACCUUGUAGGAGAGCAGAUUUUCUUGCAUCAAAAAAAGCUGCAACUGUUGACCAAGAUCACCAGUUUAGAUGCAAGUUCUUGGACUGUUCAAAAUCCUUCCGCAAAGCCAAGUUAUUGCAUUAUCACAUGAAAUACUUUCAUGGAGUGGAGAAGGCUGCAGAAUCACAGCAGAACCCUGUAAAAAGAAAUAUUCAAACCAGAGCUUCUUUGGCUUCUGAAAAAGCUAAUCAAGAAAGGUCAAAAAGAGGACAGACCACGGCUGGUUCAUUGUCUGCUAAAGAACAUGAGAAGAACAAAGAAAGAAAAUCCAAAAACUAUGGAAGGUCCAAGUCAAAGAAAAAGAAAAAAAAGAAAAAGAGACCUAAGCCGGACUACUCUGGCAGUGAAGAAAACACAGAUGUUUCGCAGGAGUUUUCUCCUGAAAAAUCAGUUGUCACAAAAUGUGUUUCUUCAGAUAACUCAUCUGCCCAGCCAGGCACACUGCUACACUGCUCUGAUUCGGGACAGCACCGAGGAAAAUCACAAACAAAUGAGGAUGACACCCUGAGUGAAUCGUCUAUGGAUAGCUUGCUUUGGAGCGAUGACGACGGCAGUCAGGAUGUUGAUGUAACCAUGAACCCUGAUGAAGAAGUUGAAGAAAGUGAUUUUGAGAUUGUUCGGUGUGUUUGUGAAGUAAAAGAAGAAAAUGACUUCAUGAUUCAGUGUGAAGAAUGUCUGUGCUGGCAGCAUGGCGUCUGUAUGGGUUUACUGGAAGAUAAUGUACCUGAGAAAUAUACCUGCUAUGUUUGCCAAGAUCCUCCAGGUCAGAGGUCCAGCUUAAAGUACUGGUAUGAGAAGGAGUGGUUAAGUAAUGGUCACAUGCACGGCUUAGCAUUUUUGGAAGAAAAUUAUUCCCACCAGAAUGCCAAGAAGAUAGUAGCCACUCACCAGCUUCUUGGCGAUGUACAGAGAGUGAUAGAAGUACUGCAUGGACUGCAGCUGAAGAUGAGCAUAUUACAAAAUAAAGAACAUCCUGACCUAAAGCUUUGGUGCCAUCCAUGGAAGCACAUUACGGUGGAUGAAAAGAUUCAUACAAAACACAUCAUUCACAUUGAGGAAAACUGUUGCCAAGAGGAGGCGGCAAGUUAUAGAACUUGGAAUGGGACAGUUGAGAAACCCUCAGCCAUGCCUUCUGUGGAGGAAUCUUACAUUACAAGUGAACACUGUUACCAGAAGCCGCGGGCCUACUACCCUGCGAUAGAGCAGAGAUUGGUUGUGGAAACAAGAGGUUCAGCCGUGGAUGACGGAGUAAAUAGAAUAAGGGAAAACGGGGAUGAUGGCCUGUCCGAGAGAUUUGGCUGGAAUCUGGACCGAGAAAUAUGUAAGAUGGAAAAUGAAUCCAAACACAAUUACUCUAAGGUAAGAGAGUCUGUCUCUAAGAAAGUCUCUCCAGAGGAAGCUAUUGAAAUGAAAUUGCUGGAAAAAGACAAAGAAGGAGUUGUGAACUCGCAGCUGCAGUGGCAGCUGAAUCUGUUAGCUCACGUGGAGUCUCUGCAAGAUGAAGUCAUACACAGAAUGGAUUGCAUUGAGAAGGAGCUAGAUGUUUUGGAGAGCUGGCUGGAUUAUACAGGAGAGCUGGAACCACCAGAACCACUAGCUCGACUCCCCCAACUCAAACAUUGUAUAAAGCAGCUUAUAACGGACCUAGGCAAAGUGCAACAGAUAGCACUUUGCUGUUCGACGUGAGACUGGAAGCUGUGGGAGGCUGUUGCUGAGCGCAAAGUUGGAGCGUCUGAUGUGAACAGCUCUGUGUUUCAGUGAAAUUAGCAUGCUGGUUGCAUGUGAUGCAGACUGACUUCAGGGACUUGUGAGGAAGUGCUGUUCAAAGAACAGCAAAAAGGUUAUUU